AUGCUAAUAAUACCUCUGCUGGUGUUGCUGAGCCUGUUGGAUUCUGUCAGUCCCCGGGCCCGCUGCGCCCCGGGCCAGGCUUGCGACCCCCGGCAGCGGAGGGACGCUGGGGGCCGCGGAGGAGUGUAUGAACACCUCGGAGGAGCGCCGAGACGCAGAAAACUCUACUGCGCUACUAAAUAUCAUUUACAAAUCCAUUCUAAUGGGAAAAUAGAUGGAUCAUUGGAGGAAAACAACCCGUUUAGCAUCAUGGAAAUCACAGCAGUGGAUGUGGGUGUUGUGGCCAUAAAAGGGCUUUUCUCUGGCAGAUAUCUGGCCAUGAAUGAUAAAGGCCGGCUGUAUGCCUCGGAAGUGUUCAACAGAGAGUGUGAGUUUGUGGAGCGGAUCCAUGAGCUGGGGUACAACACCUACGCGUCCCGCCACCACUCCACCGAGCAGCCGCUGCCACCAGGGGGCACCAGCAGCAGCAAGCGACGAGCCAGCGCCAAGCGCCAGUGGUACGUUUCCAUUAACGGCAAAGGCAGGCCGCGGAGAGGCUUUAAGACCCGAAGCACGGACAAAGCCUCACUUUUCCUUCCUCGGGUGCUGGGCAACAAGGACCAUGAGAUGGUGAGGCGGCUGAGAGACACUCAGAGUGCACACCACCACGCACAUAACCAUGGCAGCCGCGCUGACCGCCGGAGACGCCGGCAUCGUGCCAGGAAAGGCCGGGGCCGACAGCCAGAUGACUGAGCAGGCCUUUAGAGGAGGGAGCUGACCCCUUGGCCCUAUGACUCCUCCAGACAUGGACCUCUGAUCUCAGCACAUACUGUAGCUUGAUUGCAACGGAGGACGUGGAAAAACUGUUUGGAUCCUGCUUUCUGGUUCAGAAGAAGAUUUUGUUGUUGAUGCAGAGAGAAAAGAAAAUCUGUAGAAGGAGAAGGAAAUACAGAGGGCCACCCCUGU
Messenger RNA from Micropterus dolomieu (smallmouth bass), 945 nucleotides. RefSeq names its product fibroblast growth factor 3 (gene fgf3). The record is from RefSeq and is a predicted model, not a curated record. Gene Ontology annotation, biological process: cell differentiation; positive regulation of gene expression; fibroblast growth factor receptor signaling pathway. Bases 1 to 732 code for a protein of 243 amino acids. Lineage: Eukaryota; Metazoa; Chordata; Actinopteri; Centrarchiformes; Centrarchidae. Gene Ontology annotation, cellular component: cytoplasm. Gene Ontology annotation, molecular function: fibroblast growth factor receptor binding; growth factor activity. The transcript is spliced from 3 exons.